This is a messenger RNA of Sinocyclocheilus rhinocerous, 1450 nucleotides long. RefSeq names its product transcription factor AP-2-beta-like. Gene Ontology annotation, molecular function: RNA polymerase II transcription regulatory region sequence-specific DNA binding; DNA-binding transcription factor activity, RNA polymerase II-specific. Gene Ontology annotation, biological process: regulation of cell population proliferation; regulation of transcription by RNA polymerase II; anatomical structure development. Bases 221 to 1450 code for a protein of 409 amino acids. Gene Ontology annotation, cellular component: nucleus. The record is from RefSeq and is a predicted model, not a curated record. The transcript has 7 exons. NCBI's taxonomy places the organism in Eukaryota, Metazoa, Chordata, Actinopteri, Cypriniformes, Cyprinidae.
AGUCUGGAUCAGAGCGCCGGAUCGGGAAGAACAAGAACCGAGACCUGGAGGAACAGGGCUGUGUAGGAGAAGCCAUUUGAGCUGAAAGAAAAAAAAAAUCUAGUUUUUGCUCCGUGCGGUCAUGAGGAGUUGAGAAAGGAAGGCGUUUUUCUUCAGGCGAGCGUGUGUCGCGUUGUCGCGUGUCCUUCUGCUCUGAACGAGCUCACGUUUUUCCGUCCAGAUGUUAGUGCACACGUAUUCCUCCACGGACCGCCAUGAUGGGGUACCGAGCCACAGUUCCAGACUGUCCCAGCUGGGUUCGGUCUCUCAGGGUCCGUACUCCAGCGCUCCGCCGCUCUCUCACACACCUUCCUCGGACUUCCAACCUCCGUACUUUCCGCCGCCGUACCAGCCGCUGCCGUAUCACCAGAGUCAGGACCCGUACUCACACGUUAGUGACCCGUACUCUCUGAACGCUCUUCACCAGUCCCAGCAGCACCCGUGGGGCUCCCGGCAGCGGCAGGACGUGGGUACGGAGAGCGGAGCUUUACUGCCGCAGCCUCGAGCCUCUUUACCGCAGCUCUCGGGUCUGGACCCCCGGCGGGACUACACCGUGCGCCGACCAGACGUGCUGCUCCACUCCACGCAUCACGGGCUCGAGGUGGGGAUGGGAGAUGGUCUGUCCCUUCAUGGCCUGGCGCACGGCAUGGAGGAUGUGCAGGCUAUGGAGGACGCAAACAACGGGAUGAACAUCCUGGAUCAGUCAGUCAUUAAAAAAGUUCCAGUUCCACACAAGAGCGUCGCUUCUCUGAUGAUGAACAAAGACGGUCUAAUCGGCGGGAUCACCGUGAACGUCAACGAGGUCUUCUGCUCGGUUCCCGGCCGCCUGUCGCUUCUUAGCUCCACAUCCAAAUAUAAAGUGACGGUCGGCGAGGUCCACCGGCGCCUCUCUCCGCCAGAGUGCCUCAACGCCUCUCUGCUUGGCGGGGUUCUACGGAGAGCGAAGUCGAAAAACGGCGGUAGAUCACUGAGGGAAAAGCUGGAGAAAAUCGGCUUGAAUUUGCCCGCGGGGAGACGCAAAGCAGCGAAUGUCACUUUACUGACGUCUCUAGUAGAAGGAGAAGCUGUUCAUUUGGCUCGGGACUUUGGCUACAUUUGUGAAACUGAAUUUCCCACAAAGGCCGUGUCUGAAUAUCUGAACAGACAGCACACAGAUCCAAACGAACUGCACUCGCGAAAGAACAUGCUGCUCGCCACAAAUCUGUCUGUCAAAGUCCUGUCAGUCAGCCUCGGGCUCUCGCGUUCUGUCGCUCUGGAAUGGGAGAGAGGGGCGCAGCGCUCUCCCGACUGGACAACAAGACUGUUUGUGGUUCUGAGACGCAAAAGCGAAUGUGGGUCAAAAUCUGACAAGUCCAGACAACUGCAGAUGCAGCAGCAGGGCUCUGCAACGCUGCCAGUUGGAGGCAUUUGA